Diabrotica balteata is the source of this 668-nucleotide messenger RNA. NCBI's taxonomy places the organism in Eukaryota, Metazoa, Arthropoda, Insecta, Coleoptera, Chrysomelidae. The record is from the annotation of a GenBank genome assembly.
CCAAAGUUUCAGAAGAAGAAUGUUUUGUGCCUAACUUUUCUUCCUUUUCAAAUUUUGUAGACAAGAUGGCUACGAAAAUUAUCAAAUCCGGUGGGGCUGAGCCCGAUGCCUUUGAAACACAAGUUGCCCAAUCUUUGCUUGAGCUGGAAAUGAACUCUGAUUUAAAAGCUCAGCUUAGAGAAUUGCAUAUUACAAAAGCUAGAGAAAUUGAAUUAAAUAAUAAGAAGAGCGUAAUUAUCUACGUUCCAAUGCCAAAAUUGAAACAAUUCCAAAAAAUUCAAACUAGGCUAGUACGUGAAUUGGAAAAGAAGUUCAGCGGCAAACACGUAGUAUUUGUAGGUGAAAGAAAAAUUUUACCUAAACCAACAAGAAAAACUCGUGCUGCCAACAAACAAAAAAGACCAAGGUCUCGUACAUUGACUUCAGUAUAUGAUGCUAUCUUAGAAGAUCUUGUAUUCCCUGCAGAAAUUGUAGGCAAGAGGAUUCGUGUAAGAUUAGAUGGAUCACAACUCAUUAAAGUUCAUUUGGACAAAAACCAACAAACUACUAUUGAACAUAAGGUUGAUACUUUUGCUUCAGUUUACAAGAAGCUUACUGGCAGGGAAGUAACCUUCGAAUUUCCAGAACCCUAUUUGUAAAUUGACAGUUAAUAAAUAAUUGAAAAUUUU